AACAUCAUCCAAGCCACAGCCAAAGGAGAUGCUGACAGUCGACUCCAAACGAUGACUACCAUCAUCUUCAGCUAUGCCUUGGAAAGAUUCGGCCGGGUAGAGAAAGGAAAAACCAAGUCUACCUUUUACACCAUGAACCGUAGGGCUACAAAGAUACAUCAUCUGCGUCAGGAGCUUCGCACCCUCAAGAAACAGUACAAGAAAGCUACUGAUGAGGAGAAGCGACCAUUAGCAGAGCUGCAAAAUAUCCUGCGGAAGAAGCUGAUGAUCCUACGCAGAGCAGAGUGGCACCGGAGACGGGGGAGAGAAAGAGCCAGGAAGCGAGCGGCUUUUAUUGCCAAUCCCUUCGGUUUUACAAAACAACUGCUCGGGGACAAGCGUAGCGGUCGGCUUGAGUGCUCAAUAGAGGAAGUGAAUCGCUUCCUCCAGGACACAGUGAGCGAUUCCCUGAGAGAGCAAGACCUGGAGCCCAACAAAGCUCUCGUCAGCCCCGCCCCUCCAACAACAGAGUUCAACUUGAAGGGGCCAAGUCUGAAGGAGGUUGAGGAGAUCAUCAAGGCAGCUCGCUCAGCAUCUACUCCAGGCCCCAGUGGCGUACCUUAUUUGGUCUAUAAGCGCUGCCCAGACCUUCUCCGGCACCUGUGGAAGAUCUUGAAGGUGAUUUGGCGAAGAGGAAGAGUUGCUGACCAGUGGAGGUGUGCUGAGGGAGUGUGGAUUCCUAAAGAGGAGAACUCGAAAAACAUCAACCAGUUUCGAACCAUCUCACUAUUGAGUGUUGAAGGGAAGGUGUUUUUUAGCAUCGUCUCACGAAGACUGACAGAGUUUCUCCUCAAGAACAACUACAUCGACCCCUCAGUGCAGAAGGGGGGGAUUCCUGGAGCUCCCGGCUGCCUGGAACAUACUGGUGUAGUUACACAACUCAUCAGAGAGGCCCAUGAGAACAGAGGCGACCUAGUUGUUUUGUGGUUGGACCUGGCGAAUGCCUAUGGGUCCAUACCGCACAAGCUAGUCGAGCUCACUCUACACCUCCAUCAUGUUCCCAGUAAGAUUAAGGACCUGAUCCUAGAUUACUACAAUAAUUUUAGGAUGCGGGUCACUUCAGGGUCAGAAACAUCAGACUGGCAUCGUAUUGGGAAAGGAAUAAUAACAGGCUGUACCAUCUCUGUUAUUCUUUUCGCUCUUGCCAUGAACAUGGUGGUCAAGUCAGCCGAGGUGGAAUGUAGAGGGCCCUUAACCAAGUCAGGAGUACAACAGCCCCCUAUAAGAGCCUAUAUGGAUGACCUAACUAUUACAACGAUACAGGUCCCAGGGAGCAGGUGGAUCUUACAAGGACUUGAGAGACUCAUCACCUGGGCAAGGAUGAGUUUUAAGCCCUCCAAGUCAAGGUCCAUGGUGCUGAAGAAGGGGAAAGUGGUUGACAAGUUCCGUUUUUCGAUCUCAGGAACUGUCAUCCCAACCAUCGCGGAGCAACCUGUCAAGAGUUUGGGGAAGCUUUUUGACUCUAGCCUGAAAGACUCUGCCGCCAUCCAGAAGUCCAACAAAGAACUUGGAGCUUGGCUCACUAAGGUUGACAAGUCCGGUCUGCCUGGUAGAUUUAAAGCCUGGAUCUACCAGCAUUCCAUCCUGCCCCGAGUCUUGUGGCCCCUGCUGAUCUAUGAAGUCCCAAUGACAACAGUUGAGUCCCUAGAAAGGAAGAUCAGUGGCUUUCUUCGGAAGUGGCUGGGUCUUCCACGCAGUCUUACCAGCGCUGCACUGUAUGGGACAAGUAACAUCUUGCAGUUGCCCUUCAGUGGUCUCACAGAAGAAUUUAAGGUGGUACGCACCAGAGAAGCCCUACAGUAUAGGGACUCCAGGGACUGUAAGGUGUCAUCAGCCGGCAUCGAGGUGAGGACAGGAAGGAAAUGGAAGGCUGGGAAAGCAGUGGAGGUGGCAGCGUCACGCCUGAGACAAAAGGCUCUGGUGGGCACCAUGGCGACAGGCAGAGCGGGCUUGGGCUACUUUCCAAAGACCUUGGUUAGCCAGGCCCGCGGUAAGGAAAGACACCAUCUACUUCAGGAAGAGGUUCGAGCAGGCGUGGAGGAAGAGCGAGUGAGCAGGGCGGGGGGACUUGAUCAACCCUGGCUGGGGACUAGUAUGAAAGACAACAGAAACCAGGUUGCAUACUUCCUGGGCUACAUGUGCCAGCUGAACAACUGA
Molecule: messenger RNA, 2196 nt
Organism: Sinocyclocheilus rhinocerous
Lineage: Eukaryota; Metazoa; Chordata; Actinopteri; Cypriniformes; Cyprinidae
Exons: 2
Coding region: 52-2196 (714 amino acids)
Source: RefSeq, a predicted model, not a curated record